Molecule: messenger RNA, 1925 nt
Organism: Magallana angulata
Lineage: Eukaryota; Metazoa; Mollusca; Bivalvia; Ostreida; Ostreidae
Exons: 7
Coding region: 385-1755 (456 amino acids)
Source: RefSeq, a predicted model, not a curated record
UUAUAAAAUCAGUACAGUGUAUCCAGGUUUGAAAAUCAUAUUGCGACAGCUAGGUACCCGAAGCUAUUUUUAGUAACAGGUACUUUCCGUCCAAACACAGGUGUAGGCGAAAUAAUGGGAAAAAGCGCUAUAGCUCUUUACAUUUCUCUGUCAAAUUCUAAUGCUGUGGAAACACGGUAUUUUAUAAUUUUUCUAUAAUAAGCUCAGAAUAGGUAUUCCAACAAAACAAAAUGACUGUCAAAUUCAAUUCAAUUCUAGUGCUGUUGAAAAACAGUGUUGUGUUUUGUUAUUCUUCUAUAAUAAGCUCGGGAUAGGUAUGCCAACAAAACAAAAUGACGUCUUACAUGACGUCAUAAACAAGUGCUUAUACGGCUAUGUUGAGAAAUGCUGAAGAUUAUACGCCUUUUACUCUUCUGUCUGAUCCUUGAUGCAUAUUAUGAUGAGAUAUUAGCUGAUCCUUGGGAACCAGAUAAGUCAUGGUUCACGUCCGAUGUCCCAAAAUCAGCCAAUGGCAGUAGCCAGGUCAAAACCAUCCUUAGUGAUGAUUCUUUCUUUAACAAACCGCGAGAAUACGCCAAAAUCAUUCACUUCAUUCGACAAAUCAAGUCAAUGGUGAAAAAUAAUCAAAUAGAGACAGCAAAGAGGAGAGAAGAUGAAGCCCAACAUUCUGUUAGGAAAUCACCGGUCGCCAUUCCGUCGGCGUCAAUACCAAAGGAAACCAAUGACGUCAUGACCAAGGUCAAUCAUAAAAACCUGAUUGAUCAUCACCGUCAAGUAUUGGAAAAAGUCAAAAAACUUUUGACUGAUGUGAAAAAUAAACACAUGAUGGAAAAAGAAUCUUACCAAAGUAAAGACUUGUUAUCAAACAAAGACAAAACCAGGCAUUGGGUAGAAAAGGAUAGAAUCGGUCAACCCUGGACCAAGCUUUCAGAUAAAGAUAAGAAUGCAAGGAGGAGAAAACUCAUAAAUUUUCUGAGCAAAACUACUAAAAAGAAAGAAGAAACACCGCCUGUUGCUGAAGACGACCUCAAUAAAGACAAAGAGAAAAUAGAAAAAGAGAUCCUAAACAAUGAGCAGUCUUCACAGAAAGAGGGAAAAAUAACCAACUUAUCGGAGCUGGUUAGCAAGCUGAGAAAAAUAGCAGAGUUAAGGGCAUCCAAAAAUAAGACCCCGGUAUUUCCAACGGAACAGGGGGGACAAACUAGGGACAAACCACGUGAUCUUUUAAAAGACCAGGCGGCGUGGAUUGGGCUGGCGGUAGGCGGAUGUUUGGCCUUCUUCGCCUUUGCCCUGUGCUUCUUUGUUGCAGUAUUGAUCAAAACCUUUAGACGGAAACGAGAUGGCGAUCAAAAACCAUUAGAUUUAAACUUUAAUUGUCCACCAGAGAGUUACAAGAAACACCAACACCCUGCGUUCACGCACAUGCACGAUCCAAAAACUGGUAGAAGGUAUAUUGUAUUAAUGGACGAUUCUACAAACUACUCCAUUACUAGCUCCGAUUCCAGCUCAGAGGAAGAAAUCUACAAUGCCUCACGCCAAAGUCCUGUCCCCAGUAAACCGGUGCUUGACUGCAGCCACAGAAGCAGUAUAAAUAGGACCUCUACCCCCAUCAAGUCGCCGCUGCGCCUGACCAGAAGUGCCCCGGGCUCUCCCUCCGUCCGACGGAACCUCAAUAAAUCCUGGAGCUCGCCACCCGUGUCGCCGCUAGCCAGUGUCACCCCCGUGUUCGCCUCACCUAUCAAGCUCCCGGGGUAGCAAGAGAAAAGGAAACAACAUUCUUACAUGUAAAGCAAAAAAUUUGUCGUGUUCAUGAACAGUCAUGUAAUUUUAAAGAGAUCUGUAAUUUAUUAAUAAAUGAUUCAAAACUUUAACUUAUUUAUAUUUUUUCUCGUCAUAUCGACGUGAAAAGUUCUCGAGUUUAACCG